AUGACUGGUGUCCUUUUAAAAAGGGUAAAUGUGGACACAGCUGGAGACAGAUGGAGAAGAGGCAGAGAACGCCAUGGACCGCCACCAAACCACCGCCAAAAGCCAGGAAAGAUGGCCGUGGAGCGAGUUGCUGCAUGGGUCCAAAAGAGCACGGGAAGGGAUCCCAUCACAGCUGGUCUCCGAGUUAGACAGCUCUACACACCCCAGGUUGUGCUGAGACGAGAAACAAAUCCCAGCGGCCCGAGGGCGGGCUCCUUACACAUCCGGGGGGCGUGGCCCGCGCCGAGAGCUCCCAGCCCCGCGCAGCUGGAACUACUUGUCCCAGGUUCCGGUUUCGGGGGGGAAACGGCGGCUUCAGGGGAGAGCGGGGCAUCGGGCGGUGGAGGCGGCACAGAAGAAGCGUUUAUGACCUUUUACAGUGAGGUGAAACAAAUAGAGAAGAGAGAUUCGGUUCUAACGUCCAAAAAUCAAAUUGAAAGAUUGACCCGUCCUGGUUCCUCCUACUUCAAUUUGAAUCCAUUUGAGGUUCUUCAAAUAGAUCCUGAAGUGACAGACGAGGAAAUAAAAAAGAGGUUUCGGCAGUUAUCCAUAUUGGUGCAUCCUGACAAAAAUCAAGAUGAUGCUGACAGAGCACAAAAGGCUUUUGAAGCUGUAGACAAAGCUUACAAGUUGCUACUGGAUCAGGAACAAACGAAGAGGGCCCUGGAUGUAAUUCAGGCAGGAAAAGAAUACGUGGAGCACACUGUGAAAGAGCGGAAAAAGCAAUUAAAGAAGGAAAGAAAACCUACAAAUGUGGAAGAGGAUGAUCCUGAGCUAUUCACACAGGCAGUAUAUAAACAGACCAUGAAACUUUUUGCUGAACUGGAAAUUAAAACGAAAGAGAGAGAAGCCAAAGAGAUACAUGAAAGGAAGCGACAAAGAGAAGAAGAGAUUGAAGCUCAAGAAAAAGCCAAACGAGAAAGGGAGUGGCAGAAGAACUUCGAGGAAAGUCGAGAUGGUCGUGUGGACAGCUGGCAAAACUUCCAAGCAAACACAAAGGGGAAGAAAGAGAAGAAAAAUCAGACCUUCCUGAGACCACCAAAAGCAAAAAUGGAGCAGCGUGAGUGA
This is a messenger RNA of Choloepus didactylus (southern two-toed sloth), 1107 nucleotides long. RefSeq names its product dnaJ homolog subfamily C member 8-like. Lineage: Eukaryota; Metazoa; Chordata; Mammalia; Pilosa; Megalonychidae. Gene Ontology annotation, cellular component: nucleus. The record is from RefSeq and is a predicted model, not a curated record.